Molecule: messenger RNA, 711 nt
Organism: Thlaspi arvense
Lineage: Eukaryota; Viridiplantae; Streptophyta; Magnoliopsida; Brassicales; Brassicaceae
Source: the annotation of a GenBank genome assembly
AUGAAGAUCUCUCUACACUCUAUUCCUCUUUGGAGCAGAGCAUAUUCUGUUUACAAUGAUGACGACCAAGCCUCUGUUCUACUCUACCCUGAGCUUCUUUUGUCUCCAUUGAACAAGUCCAUUGUGAUCAAAACCUCUGAUUCGUCCGACGUUGUCUCUGUCGGAGAAUACAAGGUCAAAACUAGUCUCUCCUCCACUCUUCAAAGCAUAUUCGACAAGUAUGGAGACAUCACAUCAGAAUCUAAGCUCCAAUCUCUCUCCACACGAACAUACCACCUCGAGACUCUAGCAAAGGUUGUUAUCGAGCUCCAGUCAACACCUCUGCAUCGGCUGUCUGAAUCACGAGCCGGUGAGAUUCUAGCGAUAGUUAAGGACAUAGAGACGGCAAAGAUCCGAGCAGGUUGGCUCCGGUCUACUCUUGAAGAUGUUGUUGAGGCAACAAGGUUUAUUAAAAAACGCGAUACGGUAGUUAUGGAUAAAGAAGCGUGCGAGCAAGGUUUGUUGCUUGCGAAGCAAGAAAUGGAGAUAAGUAUGAAGAAGCUCGCAGAGAAGGAGAAAGAGAUGAAUGAGUUUCGGGAGAGGUUGAUGAAGACAACGGGGAAGUUGGGGUCUUUGGAGAUGAAGCGGACGUGUCUUGAUAAGAGAUUUGUGUUUCUGACAUCUAAAGUCGAGAAGUUUCAUGGUCAAUCUGUUUUUAAGGACAUUUUAUGA